Molecule: messenger RNA, 1292 nt
Organism: Trichomycterus rosablanca
Lineage: Eukaryota; Metazoa; Chordata; Actinopteri; Siluriformes; Trichomycteridae
Product: DNA damage-inducible transcript 4-like protein
Exons: 3
Coding region: 112-696 (194 amino acids)
Biological process (GO): negative regulation of signal transduction
Cellular component (GO): cytoplasm
Source: RefSeq, a predicted model, not a curated record
AAUGAUUUGUGGUUGUUAGUGUGUGGAGCGCUUUUGGACUAUUUAUUUGAAACUUUCUAAGUAUUAGAUUUUAACUUCAUUCAUAUCGACCUUGAACUGAAGGAUUUCAUCAUGGUUGCAACAAGCACAUUGAAGAACAAGAACUCCGAAUGCAUCUUGGAUUUUGUUGAUCGAGGUUACGAUCAGUCCUGCAUCGACAACGAAUUGGACUUUUGGGAGCGCUGCCUGUCCGAGCCAUACCUGAGCACCGAGGCAUUUGAGGAGCGUGCCUGCCAACAGCUGGCUCGACUGCUCGAGGGCUGUCUGGCCCGAGCAAAAACCAGCACCCUGCACUGCGCCCAAGUGUUGGUUCCCGAGACACUGACCAAGCGGGUUGCCCGGGACGUUUUGCGGCUGGCCGCAUGCGAGCCGUGCGGGCUGCGCGGUUGCCUGUUGGACGUGCGCCUCGAGCUUGAGGAGAAUCAUCAACGACGCUGUGCAAGGCUAGAGAAAUUGGCUUGUGAUGCCAGCGUGGUGCCCACCUUCGAACUGACACUGGUGUUUAAACAAGAUGGUGGCAGCUGGCUGAACUUGCGGGACCUUCUGCGGAUCAACACUUGCUUCUCUCGCCGAGCACUUAGGCUUGGCCCUGGGUUCAGGCUCGUUAAAAAGAAGCUUUACUCCUCAGCGGCUGGUACCGUGGUUGAGGAGUGUUGAGCCUUUAGGAGGGGUUCAAUAAAAAUAACAUGCACUUCAACACUUCAGGAUGUGAAUGUAUAGGCUGCUUCCGAGUAGCUUGGUUUUCUGCACUUUUUAUACUGUAAAUGUGAACUAGUUUAGUAGUCACUGGAUGUUCUGUUUGGGGGAAAAUGCAUUGGAAAUGGUGGUGGUUGAUUGUAAUGUUUUUGCAGUUUGUGUAAUGAGGCUGUGCCCAUAACUUUGUGCUGUCUCUAUUGUUAACUGUUUGAUAGAAAAAGAAAAAAAAACAUUUCUAAAUAUAACUGGCUUUUCCCCAGUAUUUAUGCUUGUAUAAACAUGCUGCCGAGAUCAUUUACUCUCAGUGGAAGUGUGUGUUUGAGACACCCCAAUCCCAAAAAAUAUGCUGCAAAUGUUUAAAAGAAAAAAAAUGUGUAAAAAAAAAAAUCUGAUCGAGUGAUUGUUCAGUAUCUGAUCUGCUUCUCCCAAGACAUGUUCUGUCUCUUCUGUCACCUUUGACUGCAGUGCUGUUACAAGGACUGAAUGUAUUUUUAAGAGGUUCCUGUUUCAGGAAGUGGCAAAUUCUUGUCUUUCUUGACAAUAAACUAUUUUCUUUA